Zalophus californianus (California sea lion) is the source of this 375-nucleotide messenger RNA. Its product is annotated as 60S ribosomal protein L31-like. The record is from RefSeq and is a predicted model, not a curated record. Gene Ontology annotation, molecular function: structural constituent of ribosome. The transcript has a single exon. Gene Ontology annotation, cellular component: ribosome; cytosolic large ribosomal subunit. Gene Ontology annotation, biological process: cytoplasmic translation. The coding region runs from base 1 to 375 and encodes 124 amino acids. Lineage: Eukaryota; Metazoa; Chordata; Mammalia; Carnivora; Otariidae.
AUGGCUCCAGAGAAGAAGGGUGGCGAGAAGAAGGGCGGUUUUGCCAUCAACGAGGUAGUGACCAGGGAAUACACCAUCAACAUUCCCAAGCCCAUCCAUGGAGCAGAUUUCAAGAAGCGUGCCCUUCGGGCACUCAAAGAGAUCCGGAAAUUUGCCAUGAAGGAGAUGGGAACUCCAGAUGUGCGCAUUGACACUAGGCUUGACAAAGUUGUCUGGGCCAAAGGAAUAAGGAACGUUCCAUACCGUAUCCCUGUGCGGUUGUACAGAAAACAUAAGGAGGAUGAAGAUUCACCAAACAAGCUCUACAUACUGGUUACUUAUGUACCUGUCACCACUUUCAAAAAUCUACAGAGCGUUAAUGUGGAUGAGAACUAA